AUGCCUGAAUCCGUCAACACGACCGCAACUGAGAAGAGAUCUCAGCCAUGGCAGGCAAUGCAGGAAGUCCAAAACCUGUUCAAGCCGGAGAUGCCUGCCGCUCGUGAUGCCAACGCUGAUCCUGCUGCCGACACCGAGUCCGACAAGACUGAAGACGAGCCCUUGAAGCUCAAUUUGCUCAGAGCCCAAUUCAAUUCCGCAAGAUCCAACAUUGCGAAUGUGGAGGAGCAACACUAA
Messenger RNA from Penicillium macrosclerotiorum, 237 nucleotides. RefSeq lists its product as uncharacterized. Bases 1 to 237 code for a protein of 78 amino acids. The record is from RefSeq and is a predicted model, not a curated record. The transcript has 2 exons. NCBI's taxonomy places the organism in Eukaryota, Fungi, Ascomycota, Eurotiomycetes, Eurotiales, Aspergillaceae.